GCUUUUUUUAUUUUAUUUUUUUGCUCUUUUCUUCUUUCUAGUUUGAAAAUUUUUUUUUUUAUUUAUAAUUAAAAAAACAAAAUGGAUACGUUUGGGAGUAUUUUGGAUCAAUUGUCACUGUCUACACUAAGAUAUCAUUGGCAAACAGUGUUAACCUCCACCGUGAUAUUUGCCAUCAUUUAUGAAAUCUCUAGGAUAUUCUCUCCCGUGUUAUUCCCAAAGACCUUUCAGUUCUUCAAAGGCUACAAUGGACCCAAUUGGCAUGUGCAUGUUGUCUCGACUAUCCACUGUCUCGUGGUGGUGACUGGAUCAUUCUUUAUUUUUGCAGAUAAUACACUGGAUCAGGAUAGAGUGAACGGUUAUGUAAGAUGGGCAGCUGAUAUAUAUUCGAUCUCUUGCGGUUAUUUCUUAUGGGAUACCAUCAUUGCGAUUUAUUUCUAUAAAUAUCAAGGCAUCAGCAUGGUAUUACACGGCAUUGUGUCUUUCUCGGUCUUUAUUUUUUCUUUCCGUCCAUUUAUCAACUACUAUGGUGCUAUCUUUCUCAUGUACGAACUCAGCACAAUAUUUCUCAACUUUCAUUGGUUCAUGGAUAAAUUGGGUUGGACAGGUUCCAUUAUUCAAUUGGUAAACGGUGUCAUCUUGUUGCUCACCUUCUUUUUCGCUCGUAUUGUGUUUGGAACUUACAUGUCAUAUCAAAUGUGGAGUGAUAUUUACGCAGUCAAGGAUGAUGUACCAUGGAGAUAUUGGAUUGUUUAUGGUGGAGGUAACUUUAUCACCACUUGUUUAAAUAUUUGGUGGUUUAGCCAAAUGAUCACAAUGUUACGCAAGCGAUUCCCUGCCAAGGAAACAGCCAAACACAAGUAGUUUUCUUUUUCUUUUUUUUCAUUGUACACCUACAAAUAAUGAUACCCAACACAAAUCCAUGUGUAUUUUGUCCAUCAUUCCCUCCUUCCCUCCCUCCACCAACACCAAAAAUACUAAAAAAAAAGGCUCUCUUCCCCCCAAAUUCAAUAUAUAAAUAACGCUGUGCAAUCAUGUCAUGGAUCAUUCUUGUUUGAACUCUGUAAUAAGCUUUCCGACCAGUCUGUAUUUUACAUUAAACUGCAUCCUUAAAAUCAUCUCUUUUUUCAGCUCUCCCCCCAAUUGCCACUUUGGUCAAACUGUCAAUUUCUAAAAGGGGAGUCUAGAUUCCCACUCUUUUUUAUUUACAGCACAUAUUCUCGGUUACAAUGAGAAGGCUUCUUAGAAAUUUAUCAUUAAAACAAACAAAAAUAGACUAAAUAUUCUCAGUAGUAAGA
Molecule: messenger RNA, 1298 nt
Organism: Mucor mucedo
Lineage: Eukaryota; Fungi; Mucoromycota; Mucoromycetes; Mucorales; Mucoraceae
Product: TLC domain-containing protein
Exons: 7
Coding region: 82-864 (260 amino acids)
Biological process (GO): lipid homeostasis
Cellular component (GO): membrane; endoplasmic reticulum
Source: RefSeq, a predicted model, not a curated record